AUGUAUGCCUCCAAAGCAUUAAUUAUUCUGGUCAGGUCAAACCUCGCUUUGCCUCAGUCUUACAUAAUCAACUCACUAAUAUCAAGAGGAUGCUGUGGCCACCUUGUAUGGAAAACCUCAGACACCUUACUUAGAUCUCUCUGCUCAAGCUCUCCUGCAGAUUUUGAUCUUUUUUCGAAUAUUUCAGUUGAAGUUCCUCAUACUCAAUUAUCAAUUACAAACAUAGAAGCAGAUGUUGCAAAUAGCAAGAAAAAGCUGGUCAUUGUAGUUCUUGAUGCUUCUGGUCAUGAAAGCGAAACUCUCCAAAUAAUUGAAAACUUGAUUACAUCUUAUAUUGAGCUGUUUAGAGUUUCUUUUAUUUUGGAACCUUGCGAGUUUCCACAGGAAAGAGAAAACAACUCAAUAAUCUCGGAUAUUCUUCCAAAGCAGUCAUAUAAUUUCAAAGAUUGCGUUGAUAUAUCUGAGUCAAUAAACAGAAAUGUCUCUGCAUUCUACGCAGAUUAUGAAAAAAAUUACACAAGAAUAGACUGAAGCCAAAGCCUGGAAGAAGCAAUGAAAGAAAAAGGUGGCAACCAAAUUAUCUUAGCAGAUAAUUAUCUAAAAGAGAUAGGAUUCAGACUAGGACUUUGCCCAAAAUAUGGGUCAUAA
This is a messenger RNA of Blepharisma stoltei, 648 nucleotides long. The record is from the annotation of a GenBank genome assembly. NCBI's taxonomy places the organism in Eukaryota, Ciliophora, Heterotrichea, Heterotrichida, Blepharismidae.